Molecule: messenger RNA, 5472 nt
Organism: Nerophis ophidion (straightnose pipefish)
Lineage: Eukaryota; Metazoa; Chordata; Actinopteri; Syngnathiformes; Syngnathidae
Gene: hal
Product: histidine ammonia-lyase
Exons: 21
Coding region: 532-2496 (654 amino acids)
Biological process (GO): L-histidine catabolic process
Cellular component (GO): cytoplasm
Molecular function (GO): histidine ammonia-lyase activity
Source: RefSeq, a predicted model, not a curated record
CAGAAGCUUGUGGGUGGCUUUCAGUGGUUUUCUGAAGUGUUCCUGAGCCCAUGUGGUGAUAUCCUUUACACACUGAUGUCGUUUUUUUGAUGCAGAACCGCCUGAGGGAUCCAGGUUGAAAUUUGCAAAUCAUUGUUGUUAUUUACAAUUCACACAACGUGCCAACUUCACUGGUUUUGUACAUAUAUUUCAUUCGAUUGUGAAUAACCACUGAGGAAGCAGACAUCUUUGUCGGUUUCCUCGUCACGCCCCUGUGUUGUUGACAGGUGCGUGUUGCUAACAACGUGACAACGUCUCUGCCCAGAGAGGACAGAGGGUGGUGUCGCCGGCUUGAACUCGUUUCCGCCGCACGCCAUGUGAAACUACAAAGCUGUCAAAGUCAGGACUUCCUGCUAUUCUGCUACCAAGGACAAAUGGCCAGCAGCGGGGAUCCCACAGCAGGGGAGCACUUCCCUCGACCCGCCGCACUUCCCACAACAACCCCACUCAGGGAGCAGUAAAGGCAGAGGGUCUCAGCCAUAAACUCAUUCCAUGCCUCGAUUUACCGUCCACGUCCGAGAUGAAUGGCUGGCAGUGCCGUGCCGGGACCCCGCCAACACCAUCCAGUGGUUGGGCCACGAAGCCCUCAAACGUUACAUGAAGAACAAACCGGACAACGGGGGCAUCAAAGCGCUGAAGGACAUCCGCUUCGUGGUGCGCAGGUGCCAGGGGUUCGGUCUGCUGGACGCCGAGGACACCAUCGAUGAUGUCCUGGAGGAUAACGACUUUGUCGACCUGGCCAUCGAAGGAGACACCAUGUCCCCGGACUUCAUAUCGUGUCAACCCGGAGUGUCCCACCUCACGGCAGCCUACAGAGAGCCUGGAGAUGACAUUUAUUUGGAUGGCAACAGCCUGACAUCCACAGACCUGGUCAACCUCGGCAGAGGCCUCUACAGGAUCAAGCUGACGGCGGAGGCCGAGAGGAAGGUUGUGCAAUCCCGGGAGCUUCUGGACACCAUCGUGAAGGAAAACAGAGUUGUGUACGGGAUCACCACCGGUUUUGGCAAAUUUGCUCGGACUGUCAUCCCCGUCAGCAAACUGAAGGAGCUGCAGGAGAACCUGGUGCGCUCACACUCGGCAGGUGUGGGGAACCCGUUGAGCCCGGAGAGGACCCGCAUGCUGCUGGCGCUGAGGAUCAACGUUCUGGCCAAAGGGUACAGCGGCAUCUCUCUGGAGACGCUUCACGCCAUGAUCCAGGCCUUCAACGCUUCCUGCCUCUCGUACGUCCCCGAGAAAGGCACGGUGGGUGCCAGCGGGGACCUGGCGCCGCUGUCCCACCUGGCCCUGGGGCUGAUGGGCGAGGGCAAAAUGUGGUCCCCGAAGAGCGGCUGGGCCGACGCCAAAUAUGUCCUGGAGGCCCACGGGUUAAAGCCAAUAUCGCUCAAGCCCAAAGAGGGCCUGGCACUGAUCAAUGGCACCCAGAUGAUCACCUCGCUGGGGGCGGAGGCCGUGGAGCGAGCCCAGGCCAUCGCUCGCCAGGCGGACAUCAUCGCAGCGCUCACCCUGGAAGUGCUGAAGGGAACCACCAAGGCCUUCGACAGCGACAUCCACAUGCUCAGACCCCACCCAGGACAAAUAGAGGUGGCCCAACGCUUCCGCUCACUGCUGGACUCUGAUCACCAUCCGUCCGAGAUAGCAGAGAGCCAUCGCUUCUGUGACAGAGUCCAGGAUGCUUACACCAUGCGCUGCUGUCCUCAGGUUCACGGCAUUGCCAACGACACCAUCCAGUUUGUCUUGAACAUCAUCAACACAGAAAUCAACAGCGCCACCGACAACCCCAUGGUGUUUGCCGAAAGAGGCGAGACUAUUUCCGGGGGGAAUUUCCACGGAGAAUACCCAGCGAAGGCUCUCGACUUUCUAGCCAUCGCCGUCCAUGAACUGGCCUCAAUCAGCGAGAGGAGGAUCGAGAGGCUGUGCAACCCCUCCCUGAGCGAGCUGCCGGCCUUCCUGGUCAACGAGGGCGGCCUCAACUCGGGCUUCAUGAUCGCUCACUGCACCGCUGCUAGCUUAGUCUCAGAGAACAAAGGCUUGUGCCAUCCGUCCUCCGUGGACUCGCUGUCCACCAGUGCCGCCACGGAAGACCACGUGUCCAUGGGGGGCUGGGCCGCCAGGAAGGCCCUGAGGGUGGUGGAGCACGUGGAGCAAGUCCUGGCCAUCGAGCUGUUGGCAGCCUGUCAGGGCAUCGAGUUCCUCCGUCCACUCCGCACCACCACGCCGCUGGAGAAGGUCUACGACCUCGUGCGCAGCGUGGUCAAGCCGUGGAUGAAGGACAGAUUCAUGUCUCCAGACAUCGAGGCGGUCCACCGUCUCCUGCUAGACCAGAAGGUGUGGACUGUGGCCAAGCCUUACAUUGACAAAUACCAGACGCAGUACAUCCCAGAAUCCCGUCCCGUCUCCCCGACCGCCUUCUCCCUGGAGUCCCCGCCCUCCCCUCGGAAGCGUUGUCGUCAUGAAUGAAACCGAUGACAAAAAUGCUAAAUGACUUUUAAAAAUCUACAAAAAAAGGAUAACACCACAUCAACACACACGGCCGUGGUCAAAAGUUGACAUACACUUGUGAAGAACACGAUGUCAUGGCUGUCUUGAGUUUCCAAUCCAUCUUCUUCCGCUUAUCCGAGGUCCAGUCCAUAGUGGAUCCGACAUAAUCGUGAGAGUCCAGUCCAUACUGGAUCUAACAUAAUAGUGAGAGUCCAGUCCAUAGUGGAUCUAACAUAAUAGUGAGAGUCCAGUCCAUAGUGGAUCUAACAUAAUAGUGAGAGUCCAGUCCAUAGUGGAUCUAACAUAAUAGUGAGAGUCCAUUCCAUAGUGGAUUUAACAUAAUAGUGAGAGUCCAAUCCAUAGUGGAUCUAACAUAAUAGUGUUUAUAGUGGAUCUAACAUAUUAUUGUGAAAGUCCAGUCCAUAGUGGAUCUAGCAUAAUAGUGAGAGUCCAGUCCAUAGUGGAUCUAACAUAAUAGUGAGAGUCCAGUCCAUAGUGGAUCUAAUAUAAUAGUGAGAGUCCAGUCCAUAGUGGAUCUAACAUAAUAGUGUCCAUAGUGGAUCUAACAUAUUAUUGUGAAAGUCCAGUCCAUAGUGGAUCUAGCAUAAUAGUGAGAGUCCAGUCCAUAGUGGAUCUAACAUAAUAGUGAGAGUCCAGUCCAUAGUGGAUCUAAUAUAAUAGUGAGAGUCCAGUCCAUAGUGGAUCUAACAUAAUAGUGUCCAUAGUGGAUCUAACAUAUUAUUGUGAAAGUCCAGUCCAUAGUGGAUCUAGCAUAAUAGUGAGAGUCCAGUCCAUAGUGGAUCUAACAUAAUAGUGAGAGUCCAGUCCAUAGUGGAUCUAGCAUAAUAGUGAGAGUCCAGUCCAUAGUGGAUCUAACAUAAUAGUGAGAGUCCAGUCCAUAGUGGAUCUAACAUAAUAGUGAGAGUCCAGUCCAUAGUGGAUCUAAGAUAACAGUGAGAGAGUCCAGUUCAUAGUGGAUCUAAGAUAAUAGUGUGAGAGUCCAGUCCAUAGUGGAUCUAACAAAAUAGUGAGAGUCCAGUCCAUACAGGAUCUAACAUAAUAGCAUGAGAGUCCAUUCCAUAGUGGAUCUAACAUAAUAGUGAGAGUCCAGUCCAUAGUGGAUCUAACAUAACAUAGUGAGAGUCCAGUCCAUAGUGGAUAUAGCAUAAUAGUGAGAGUCCAGUCCAUACUAGAUCUAACAUAAUAGUGAGAGUCCAGUCCAUAGUGAAUCUAACAUAAUAGUGAGAGUCCAGUCCAUAGUGGAUCUAACAUAAUAGUGAGAGUCCAGUCCAUAGUGGAUCUAACAUAAUAGUGUGAGAGCCCUGUCCAUAGUGGAUCCAACAUAAUAGUGUGAGAGUCCAGUCCAUAGUGGUUCCACCAUAAUAGUGUGAGAGUCCAGUCCAUACAGGAUCUAACAUAAUAGCGUGGGAGUCCAGUCCAUACUGGAUCUAGCAUAAUAGUGAGAGGCCAGUCCAUAGUGAAUCAAACAUAAUAGUGAGAGUCCAGUCCAUAGUGGAUCAACAUAAUAGUGAGUCCAGUCCAUAGUGGAUCUAACAUAAUAGUGAGAGAGUCCAGUCCAUAGUGAAUCUAAGAUAAUAGUGUGAGAGUCCAAUCCAUAGUGGAUCUAACAUAAUAGUGAGAGUCCAGUCCAUAGUGGAUCUAACAUAAUAGUGAGAGUCCAGUCCAUAGUGGAUCUAACAUAAUAGUGAGAGUCCAGUCCAUAGUGGAUCUAACAUAAUAGUGAGAGUCCAGUCCAUACUGGAUCUAGCAUAAUAGUGAGAGGCCAGUCUAUAGUGAAUCUAACAUAAUAGUGAGAGGCCAGUCCAUAGUUGAUCCAACAUAAUAGUGGCCCCUAGUGUGUGAAGGUGAGUGUGAAUGUGGUCUGUCUAUGUGUUGGCCCUGUGAUGAGGUGGCGACUUGUCCAGGGUGUACCCCGCCUUCCGUCCGAAUGCAGCUGAGAUAGGCUCUCCCCCUCCCUCACGAAUGCUGCUGCGUGCACAAUUUGUUUUGUUUUCAACCCCUUCCUAACCCCGAACAUACAUUGAAAAUACACGCAACCCGAACUUAAAAUACCGGACAUUUGAGGUAUUUAAGAAACUCCACCCGGACAGCCCCGCAAAAGAGGACAUGUCCGGUGAAAAGAGGAGCUAUGAUCAGUCUAUCGUAGCCCGGUCGCUGCUAGCAUGCCGUGUGCUGUGCCUCGGUCUGCAUUGUUUGCAACUCCGAACCGAACCGAAACCCCCGUACCGAAACGGUUCAAUACCAAUACACGUACCGUUACACCCCUAGUACUGUGCAAUCUACUAAUACAAGUUUCAAUCAAUCCAUCAAAGUUCUAGCCUGAUUGGUCACAUUUUCAGUCGACCCAUAAUAAAUGCAUAAAAGAACCAAACUUCAUGAAUGUUUUUUUUUUGUGUGACCAAUCACAAACAAAUAAGAGUUGUAGAAAUGAUUGGAAACCCAAGACCAGCCAUGACAUUAUGUUCUUUUUACAAGUGUACGUAAACUUUUGACCAUGACUGUAAUUGAUAUAAUAACUUGUAUGCAUCCUGCAUACUGUAUUUAAAACACGACUGACUUAAUUCGUUUCCCCUUACAACUACCUCAACCAUUGUCUUUUAAUUGUGUGUUGUUGUUGUUUUCGGCAAUAAUUAUGUCGACUUGGAAAAUAAUAACUUUGUCACCUGCCUGUUAUCAAUGCUCUCUUUUUAGGCUAAUACUACAAAAAAAAAAUUAUUUUUUAAAAAUAUUUGUAUUGCAAUUUUAGCACUUGCAUGUGAAGAUUAAAAUGUGUUUUGAUGUGCUGAAUUGUUGUGUGCAAAUGUAUUGUUUUAGCUUGAGGUACAUCUGCAUAAGAAAGUGCCAGAGAUUGCAUAUUUCAGCUUUAUUUUCAUGUAAUUAUUUGAUGCUGUAAUUAAAACAAGAACAUAUAAACUACCUGUUUUUUUGUUGUUG